AGCAGUUUGAGUUUCUGUCUUAAAUUGUCCAGCUCAAAUCCCACUGGAUUACCAAAGGCUGCUGAAUUGAAGUUCAGGCUUUCUCACUCAGAUGAGAUUCGAGAUGAUGCCCAGCAGUGGUGAUGGGAAAAAUCUGGAUCUCUCCAGACUAACAGAUGCCGAAGCCAAGCAUGUCUGGCAGGUGAUUCAGAGAGACUUACAUCUGCGGAAGAAAGAAGAGGACAGACUAGGGGAGCUGAAGACCAAAAUAUUAAAAGAGGACACAAAGAGAGAGCUGCUGGAAUAUCAGCCAAAACUCAGCGAUUCUCUCUGCAUCCGUUGUUUACAGCCCUUCAAAUUCCUUGUCAACAGCAAGCGCCAAUGUCUGGACUGCAAGCUCUUUGUCUGCAAGUCCUGCAGCCAUUUUAACAAGAAGGACGAACGUGGUUGGGUGUGUGAUCCAUGCCACAUGGCCAGAAUCCUCAAGAUUGGCACAUUGGAAUGGUUCCAUGAGAAUGUACGCUCUCGCUUCAAACGUUUCGGCAGCGCAAAGGUCAUGAAUUCACUUUUCAAGUGGCUAAACAACGAUCGUGCCUGCUCUCAAAUGGACCUCAGAGAGCCUCGAGACGAUGAUACGCACAGCAUGCCUGAAGUGCACACUGGUUCUCUGUAUAGCCAGGAGGAUGAGCAAUCUGAGGGGCCAGACAGACGGCGCUUCAGCCUGAUCAGAAGAGGCAGACGGCUGCUUCCCGUUGAUCCUGUUGAUUUUAAUCUUGGUAUUGAGACCUCUGCUUAUUCUCGGCCUCAUUUCUCUCUGUAUUCAGGUAGCCAGGAGAAAAUAACCCAGAGUAAAGGUUCAGUAGUUAAAGAGGACUGGUCCACAACAGUUAAGCAGAUCCUGGAGAAUGGAGCUAAUGUCAAAGGUGAUGAGAUGAUGGAUAUGUUUCAAAUCAGCCAAAGAAGUCUGGACAAACCUUCUCGUUUUUUUGAUGACUGCACACCACACCUAGAGCAGAGGUUGACAAAAGCUUGUUCCCAUUCUAAGAUGAGCAUUUCCUCAGCUGGCAGUUCUAACUAUUGCCUCCACCGUGAGCUUUCCUAUAGCCUGGAUGACUCAGAAGAUGAUGAGUCUCAGAUGAAUUUCAUAUACAGUCCUCCCCUACAGAGGGAGCCCUCACCAGAUGACGUUCCCCCACAGAUUAUUGAGCUCAGUAAGCGUAUAUCAGCAAUCGAGACACUUCUCUGCCGUUUGGAGCAGAAAAUGACAGUUCCAGUAACUGGAGAAUCAAUGGAACAGGUUGAGCCAGAGAAAGAGGAGGAUCUGUCUCCAGCUGACCUAGAGGAGCUUGAGCUCAGGAAAAAACUUGAUGAACUUACUGAAAAAAUAAGUGACAAAGGCCUGUCCUCUGAUGAGGAUGAUGCAGCAAAAUCUUCAGAGGACUCUCCAAAGCAAGAAGCUGUUUAUCACACUACAGCUAUGAGAAGAACUUCAGCUGGACUUGUCAGCCAUGAGUGGCCUUUGGUGGAUGAAUGGAAAGCAAAGCCGGAUUUGCAUAAAUCCCUCAAAAAGCAGAGGAGGGUCAGUUCCUUUGAGCUUAGUAACACAACCAGCUGUGAGCUGUCACAACUGGAGGGAAAGGUUGCAAUGGCAGCAGCCAGUGUUCAGAGCACGCAAAGCGGGGUCACAGACAUUCAGAAAAGAAUGGCUGCUUUGAGUGCUGCGGGAAUGUCAAUGGAGUCUUCCCGUAGACGGGCUUCUCAGUCUUCAAGGCUGUUGAAUGAUUUUCCAAGAGCCAGCAAUGAAGCAAGAUCUUUACGGAAGCUGAGCAUCAUGUGAAUCAAGCUUAUGCACUUUAACAUAUUUUUAGUAAGCUGUGAUGGAAUACAAACUCACAAAACACUUUACAUAAGGCAAAUUAUAUAUGAGAGAAUUAGCUGUAAGUGUUUGUGGCCUGGACUCCCAUCUCGUUAAGGUGAUUAAUUUAAUUAAGAGUUAAGAUAUAUUUAAUAAUUGCUUUAGUGCUUUCAGUAGAUUAUUGUUUAGUGUCAGAUUACUCAGAUAAAAUGAGAGUUUGUAACAUGCCCUUUUUUUCUCUUAGAAUAGAAAAUGUACCAGAAUGCCAAUUAUGCAUGACAGAAACUAUGUUUGAACUCCUGUUGUUUAAAUAAUAAAACACCUUAAGAAUAUGUCUAUUAUAAAAUGUUCAAUAUUUAAUAUCUGAAUUAAAUUCAGAUAUAGACCUAGUUAACUUUAUUUCCCUCAGUAUAUUGCAUACAAUAUUGUAUUUGAUACAUUUUUCAGAUAUUAUAAAUGAUUGUAUUUUUAUUUUGCUCAUUAAAUAUCUUACACUACUCAAAUCUCAUUGUCCUCUGCUCCGUUUCAGCACUGAUUAACUGAACAGCGCAUUUCUAACACAUAUUCCAACAUCACAUGUUUAGAAUAAGGAUAUUUUGUGUAUACAUGCAUGCUAUGUAGUAUUCACCCUCCCCCAAAGGGGAUAUAAAUCGGUGGAUCACACUAGAGCAUCUCCUUAACCUCUUAGAAAGACUCCAGGAAGCCUCUCAAUGAAACUCCUUUCACAAACUGCUACCUAGAGGACAAGACACCUAUGCUUACUCUUCACUAAAGGAUAUUUUUAUAUGUCAAUUGAGGAUCACAGAAUAAUACCAGGAGGUGAACAGCUUGCAACAUCCUGUAAGUGUCAAUACAGAGUUAUUCAUCAAAUUUGGAGGCAUGGAAGACUUUAAGAACCCUGAAAUUAGAAGCCAGAACCAGAUGUUAGCAUUGAAUUUCUACAUUUAAAUAUUAUCCUAAAACAGUAAUUAUUUUGGUGUUGUACUUUUCAUUGUACAUUUUUGUAUUCGGUUGUCAAUUUAUUUAUAUAUGUUUUGAUUAUAGAUUUAUUUAUUUUUUAUUUGGAGAAAGACAAAUUAUUGAGCUUUGAUUGUAUUGCUGUUUCUUAUUCAUUUUUGCAGGUGACAAAUUCCUCGCUGUCUG
Xyrauchen texanus (razorback sucker) is the source of this 2977-nucleotide messenger RNA. Its product is annotated as melanophilin-like. NCBI's taxonomy places the organism in Eukaryota, Metazoa, Chordata, Actinopteri, Cypriniformes, Catostomidae. The transcript is spliced from 15 exons. Bases 92 to 1816 code for a protein of 574 amino acids. Gene Ontology annotation, cellular component: cortical actin cytoskeleton. The record is from RefSeq and is a predicted model, not a curated record. Gene Ontology annotation, biological process: intracellular protein transport. Gene Ontology annotation, molecular function: small GTPase binding; actin binding; myosin binding.